Messenger RNA from Tuber aestivum (summer truffle), 5084 nucleotides. NCBI's taxonomy places the organism in Eukaryota, Fungi, Ascomycota, Pezizomycetes, Pezizales, Tuberaceae. The record is from the annotation of a GenBank genome assembly.
AUGGCGACAGAUACAGCCUCGUCAAACAGUCUGUUCCCCUCCCAGAUCUCUAUGGUCACACUAGCUAAAUUUGAUUUUUCCCCGCCAGUGAUUGGUCACGAAACGGGCCCCAUUACACCAGACCCUGGCCCUGGCCCUUCGACGGAGGCAAGAGUGGCUGUUCAAGAUGUCGUGAAUACUGAUGCUGAGACCGCAGGUCCACCAAAGCCAAAGACUGAAAAAGAGCGUAUGAACACCCCCCUAUUCUUUGAUAGUGGCAUAUUGAAGGAAGGAGCGGGCGGUGGCUUAUCGUGCGUGUUCGGGAUAGUUGAAAAGGAACGCAAGAGAGCCGAAAAGGAGGCUAGGUUUGCCGCGAAAAAGGCAAAGGCUGACGAGGCUAAAAAGAACGCUCCUCCAAAAGCUGGGAAAAAAGAGAAGAAGGUAGAGACUGCUGCUGAGCCAUAUGUAGAGGAGACUCCUGCAGGACAGAAGAAGAGUGGGUUACACCGUUCACUUAUUAUUAUUAUUAUUUUCCGGAAAUUGAAGGGCUGAGAUAGGGCGACAGUUCUGAAAUCUCUUGAUGAUCCGGCGUACAAGUCUUACAAUCCGGAGGUUGUCGAAUCAGCGUGGUACGACUGGUGGGAGAAGGAGGGAUUCUUCGAGCCGGAGUUCACGUCUGAAGGUGGAAUUAAGCCGGAGGGGAUGUUCAUGGUUCCGGCUCCUCCACCAAAUGUUACCGGCGCUUUGCAUAUUGGGCAUGGCUUAACCAUCGCUAUUCAGGAUACCAUGAUCAGAUGGUUUGUCGCCUCAAUUCGGUGAGGGGGAUAAUUGGGCUAAUGGUUUCGUAGGAAUCGGAUGCUGGGGAAGACGGUCCUUUUCCUGCCUGGAUUCGACCACGCAGGUAUUAGCACGCAGAGUGUGGUUGAGAAAAUGCUUUGGAAGAAGGAGAAGAAGACCCGACACGAUCUUGGGCGGGAGGUAUUCACAAAACUGGUGUGGGAAUGGAAAGAGGAGUACCACACCAGGAUCAAGAACCAGCUCAAGAAAAUGGGGGCGUCUUACGAUUGGACCAGAGAAGCCUUCACCAUGGACGAGAACUUGUCAAAGGCUGUCGCGGAAACUUUUGUCCGUCUACAUGAGGAGGGGAUCAUCUAUAGGGCCAAUCGUCUCGUCAACUGGUGCUGUAAACUCAACACUACCCUAUCAAACUUAGAGGUGGACAACGUCGAGCUCAAGGGCCGUACAAUGCUUUCGGUUCCGGAUUAUGACGAAAAGGUUGAGUUUGGUAUGAUUGUAUCUUUUGCGUACCCUAUCGAGGGUAGCGAUGAGAGGAUUGUUGUGGCAACCACCCGUCCCGAGACAAUGUUAGGAGAUAGCGCUAUCGCCGUCCAUCCAGAUGACGAGCGCUACAAGCACCUCCAUGGCAGGUGUGCCAAGCAUCCUUUCAUUGAUCGCCUACUCCCUAUUAUCACCGAUACGUAUGUUGAGAGGGACUUUGGUACCGGCGCUGUCAAAAUCACCCCUGCGCAUGACCCUAACGAUUAUGCCCUUGGCGAACGGCACAAAUUGGAUUUCAUCAACAUUCUGAACGAUGACGGCAGUUUUAAUGAGAAUGCCGGCGAGCAUUUCAAGGGAAUGAAGAGGUUUACUGCUAGGAAAGCUGUCGUCGAGGAGCUGGAGAAGUUGGGACUUUACGUGGAGACGAAGGAUAAUCCCAUGAGCGUGCCGCUGUGUAAUAAAUCGAAGGAUAUAAUUGAGCCCAAGAUGAAGCCACAAUGGUGGGUACGACAAAAGGCCCUCGCUGAUACCGCUAUGGAAGCUGUGCGCAAUGGCGAGAUCAAGAUUAGACCUGCCACAUCUGAGAAGGAUUUCUUCAUCUGGCUCGAGAAAAUUCAAGAUUGGUGUAUUUCUAGGCAGCUUUGGUGGGGGCAUCAGGCGCCGGCUUGGUCCAUUCACUUUGAGGGUGAAAAUGUCGCCGAUUUUGACUACACUAACAAUGACAACUGGGUGGUGGCCCGCACUGAGGAGGAUGCCCAGGAAAAGGCUGCGAAGCUGAACCCCAACAAGAAGUUCACUUUAGAGAGAGACCCUGAUGUCUUGGAUACCUGGUUUUCCUCUGGUCUUUGGCCGUUUUCUACCUUGGGCUGGCCCGAGAAGGUAUUUCCCGCCUGUGAUUUUGUACCCGCUGUUACUGAUGAUUGCUUGUAGACACCAGACAUGUCAAACUUUUACCCCAAUUCUCUCCUCGAGACCGGAUGGGAUAUCUUGUUCUUCUGGGUUGCCCGCAUGGUCAUGCUUGGUAUAAAAAUGACAGGAAAGGUCCCUUUCAACGAGGUUUUCUGUCACUCGCUUGUGAGAGAUUCAGAUGGCCGCAAAAUGUCCAAGUCGCUCGGAAACGUUAUCGAUCCGUUGGACAUCAUUAGUGGCAUCUCACUAGAUAAACUGCAUGCAAAGUUACUGCUAGGAAACUUGGAUCCCAAGGAGGUGGCGCAAGCAACCAACUACCAAAAGACAGCUUUCCCGGAUGGCAUUCCUCAAUGCGGUAGCGAUGCAAUGCACUUCGCCUUCUGCCAUUACACCACUGGUGGUAGGGAUAUCAACAUGGAUAUUAAGGUUGUUGAUGGUUACAGGAAAUUCUGCAACAAGAUGUAUCAGGCUACUAAGUUUGCUUUGAUGAGAUUGGGAGAUGGCUUUGUUCCCAGACCUGACUCCAGGAAGACCGGCAAGGAGUCCUUGGUUGAGCUGUGGAUAUUACACAAAUUCAAUAAGGCCGCUGAGAAUUCCAAUAAAGGAUUAGAGGAGCGCAACUUCCUCUUGGCUACUGACGAGAUUUACCGGUAUUGGCUAUACGAGCUGUGCGAUGUGUACAUCGUGAGAUUCCCAAACCUAUCUCUUCGGAUUAUAAACUAACAAUUGGGGGAAUGAAGGAAAACUCGAAACCCCUUAUUUUGGAGGGCACUGAAGAACAGAAACGUUCGGCUCAAGACACCCUGUACACAUGUCUUGAGGGAGCGCUGCUGUUGAUCCAUCCUUUCAUGCCGUUCGUUACGGAAGAGCUCUGGCAGCGCCUCCCAAGGCGUCCCAAUGACACCAAUCCAACCAUCGUCAAGGCUGGAUAUCCAAGAUACACCGAGGAACUAGAUAACCCCAGCGCUGAGAGGUCUUAUGACCUCGCAUUCUCUGUCGUCAAGGGUAUCCGUUCAAUGCAAGCUGAAUACGGGGUGAAAGACAAGGCAGAAGGUAAUUUUCCCCACCACCCGUCGUUAUGACUAAACCGCUAACUAUCCCUAGCAUACAUCCAUGCUAAGGACGCCGAAACCUUCUCUACUACCUCGGACCAGAAGCCAAGUAUCUGUGCACUCGUCAAGGGCCUUGAAUCACUCCGAAUCCUGGGAGAAAAUGAUUCGCUCCCAGAAGGUUGUGGCGCUUUUGUCAUUUCAGAAAUCUGUACUGUGUACCUUCUCGUUAAAGGCCGCAUAGACGUCGAUGCAGAAAUUGGGAAGACAAAAAAGAGGAUCGCAAAGGCGGUUGAGAGUAGAAAGAGGCUAGAGAAGGCUCGCGCUGUCAAGGACUAUGUCAUAAAGGUGAGGGCUGAAGUCCAGGAGGCGGACAGAAUCCGACUCAGUGAGAUGGUGGCGGAAGAGAAGACUCUGCAGGAGCUAGUGGCGAAAUUCGAGGGGCUACGGACAUGAUAUAGUGGUGUCCCAUUUUUUCUUUUUUCUUUUAUGCUGUUGGGUGAUUUUCCGGUAGAGUGUGAAUAAAAUGUUCAUUGCCGUCUUUCUCACCCGAGUGAGGCUUGGUGAUUUUCGUGGGGUGUAUCUGAGUCGCAGGGCAGGGAUGGAUUCUGCGGAGUACCGCUCGAGCGCCCUCCGGCUUGCGGUUCUUUUGAAGCUUGCAUUUUUAUGAUGGCCCCGAUCCUAUUGUAGACGCCUUGAUACUGGACUGAUCGCUCGUCCCCGAGGCAAGUACCUGAGGAAUUCCAAGAUCCCGCCAGGCGCCGAGCCGCCCUCAUAAAGAACCCCAGCGAGCCCCCCCCCCAACCAACCAACCAGACAACGACAUCGGACCGCUACCAGCACAGCACAGAGCACCCUCAUAUUUUUCCCAAAACAUCUCCGCAGAAUCCCCCACAUUCAUACUUGCCCAAAUUCCGAAUCCGAAAAAGUGGUAGCAUGGUAUUGGAAUUCUCGUCCAUGGUGUUUUUUCAUGUUGGAGUUUGGGCGUUUAUUCCCUUCCUUUCCUCUUUUCUAUUUAUUUUUAUUACCUGUACUGUACUAUACUUGUAUUACACGUCGGGUCGCUAACUCUCGUGCUUGCUUUGUUGGCGAGGGAGGGGGUGGUGAUGUCGGUGUGAUAGAUAGAUAGACAGCGGUAUGAGAAUACCAUAUGUAUCAUACCAAAUACAUGCUAUUAGGAAACCUAGACUUGUCUACUGGGGUACCGUACCGCACAGCAUCUCACACCUACCAACCGUAUGAUACCCGAGCGCCGGUAUAGCGUCAGUGGAGGUGACCAAGUAACCAGACGGCGCCGGCACUAGCUAUCAUAUCAUAGGUGCGGUAUGGGUACGACACGAUAUCAGUCCCAGCAGUUUGUCCAAUUCGCUACGAUACUAUAUGCAUAAUGGAAAGUAGGGUAUCUGAGCACAGCACAGCAUCACCAACCCCUCACUCUUGAUCGCUGUGAAUUUCUAUGACACGCAAGAGAGAGAGAGAGAGAGAAUGAAGCUUGAUCCUUUUCUGCCGCAUAGACUACCAUUGCGGGUUUACAUCAUAAACCCAAAAGAAACCGAGAAAAGAGAAGAACCGAAGAGGACCGAGGAAUUCCGAGGCUGGUAUGAUAUGAUAACCUCGGAGAAAGGGGAAAGAAAAGAAAAGAAAAGAAAUACCCGAGGAAGUCUCUGAAAGGGAAAUACUAAGUUACAUAUGAGAACCUCGGAGGAAGAGAAAGAAAUGCGAAACGGAAAAGGUAUCAUACCAUGACUGUGUAUAGCAUGGCUUGUGAUAUUGUGAGACGAGCAUGGAGGUGAAAAGUCGAAUGAAGUCUAAAGGUGAGGGGAGUAGUGGGAAAUUAUGAUACUCGAGUAUAGAGAGCUUGGCACAAUA